Purpureocillium takamizusanense is the source of this 1902-nucleotide messenger RNA. RefSeq lists its product as uncharacterized. The record is from RefSeq and is a predicted model, not a curated record. Lineage: Eukaryota; Fungi; Ascomycota; Sordariomycetes; Hypocreales; Ophiocordycipitaceae. Bases 1 to 1245 code for a protein of 414 amino acids. The transcript has 2 exons.
AUGCCCAAACACAGCCGCAGCGCCAGCGGGCACCCCUCGCAUUACGCCCAGAUGGCCUCAUCGGGCCUCCCCUCGCCUCUCUACGGCCAACAACGCGUCCCCAUCCCCGCGAGCUACUACACCAUCCCCGGGGCACCACCGCCCUCGUCAUCGUCAUCCAUGUCACAGCAGCAGCUCGCCUCCCAGCAGCAGCAGCCGCAAUCCCAAGCCUCAUACGACGCCGCCAUCGCCGCCGCCGCCGUCGCCGCAUCCUCCUACGCCACCACCGCCGAUCCAUCUACCGCCGCCGGCACCACCACCACCACCACCAUCACGGCCAUCCCGCCGGGCCAGCACCGCCCCAGCUCCGGCGCGUGGUCCCCGCAGGACGACAACCAGCUCGUGGCGGCGCGCAUGCAGGGGCUCAACUGGGGCCAGAUCAAGGACACGCACUUCCCGGCCAAGACGGCCAACGCGUGCCGCAAGCGCCACGAGCGCCUCAUGGAGCGCAAGGGCGCCGACGACUGGGACGGCCGCAAGCUGCAGCGCCUGGCCAAGGAGUACAUGGGGAUGCGCCGCGAGAUCUGGAGCGGGCUGGCGGCGCGCACCGGCGAGAAGUGGAACGUGGUAGAGCAAAAGUGCAUGUCCAACGGCCUCAAGAACCUCCAGAGCGCUGCCCGCGCCGCCUCGCGCCGCGACCGCCUCGAGACGGGCGGCGGCGGUGGCUCCGCGCACUCAGUCACAGGGUAUGACGACGACAGCGGCAUUUCCGGCAUCGGCCUGACCCCCGUUGAUGAACUAGACGCCCCCUACGGCAGCCCUGACGCGACGACCGCCACCAGCUCCUCGUCGGCCUCGUCGUACGGCGGCCUGACGCCUUCGCACUAUCUCCAGCAUGCGCACGCACACGCCGCUCAGCAACAGCAACAGCAACAUCAUCAACAACAACAACAACAACAUGCGCACCAUCACCAGCAUCAUCACCAGCAUCACCAGCACCACCACCAGCACAGACACGCGCAGCACGCGCACCAGCAGUAUCAGCAGCACCUCCAGCCCUCCUCGUACGGCGCCGGCGUCUCUGUCUCGACGUAUGCGCCCGCCGCCUACGGGCACGGGUACUCGUCGAGCGUGUCGUCGACGGCGAGCCGCGCGCCGCGCUACGGCACCAGCGAGGGGAGCAGCCCCUACAUGGACGCCGAGCGGCUGUCGGGCGACAUGGGCAUCGGAGCCGUCAUGAACCACCGGUCGGGCGGCCGGGGAUAGUACGCUGCGUCUCCUAUCCUCCACAUGCAAUAUUCACAUAAAUUCCCUCCCCCUACGCUCCUCCUUGCUUAUCAUCGAUCUCGAACGAAAGCUCUCAUGGGCCCGAAAAUCCCUUACCUUCAUUUUUUUCCCCCUCCUCUCAUCAAAUCUGUCACGGACGACAUACCCGCCCCGUUUACUUUCAGACGGGCCGUCGUCACUCCUUUGUUGUUGUUGUUGUUGCUGUUGUUGUAGCGGCAUGGGACAGGACUAGAGCGAGAAAAAUGUCUGGUCCCCGGCGUUUGUUUGGCAGGAGUUUGCAGGGCGUUUGUUUAGUGUUGUUCAUUCGUGAUGCGUACGUACGCGCGGCUUGCUUGGUUUGGAGCACGGGGCGGAGCAGCGGAGCACACGACCCAAAUAGCCAUGACCUGAUGUCCUAGUUCUUUCUUCCUUUGCCUUUUACUUUUUCUUCUUAUGCGUUUGCCGUUUACCAUCGAAUGUCGUCGCGUUUCUGGAACGGAACGGAACGGAUCGGUCUGGUCGCAUGAUAAUGGUAUACUACGUGGGGGUCCGCGGCCAAAUGUCAUGUCAUGUCAUGGGGGGUCCGUCCAGCAGCGCCGGUUGCUUGUUUGUUUGUUUGUUGUGCUUUUUGUAUGAUACAGGAUAGACGAGGCGGGG